UACUUCUUUCCCAAUCAAAACCUUCAAACAACGGAUGGCCUCAAAUUCUUCAAUUUCAACUAAAUUUUAAUUUUUUUCCUCCAAAAACUUUGACAGAAAUUCAAUUAAAAGAACAAUUAAAUUUAUUAUUUAAAUGUAUUUGUGAAGUUAAGAAGAAAGAAGAAAAUUGUUUGAAAGAAGAAAAAUCUGUUAAGGAUGGACAUUUGAUCCCAAAAUUGGAUGGAAUUCAAAUUACUUGUUUAUCUCAACUUGUGGUUCAAUAUAUGUGGGAAAUUUAUAGAAGAGAAGGUUUUUUUUGAAAAUAUUAUUUGGGGUUAUUUAAUUUUUGAGAAGCAAAAUUUUUUAACAAGAAUUUUUUGGCGGGGGCCAAGGAUGGAAAAUUUUUGUGCGCCGAAUUUUAGGCGUCGAAUCGAAUCUUGAUUUUAAUCGAAUCUUGAUUAAUCGAAUCUUGAAUUUUUUCAUUUUGUGUGUAAGAAGCCAGAUUUAUUCCUUUUUCAGCGCUACAGGCUAAAAUUUUUAAAAUUUCGAAGGCCGUCCUCCCCUAAUUUUUUCCUUUUCUCCAUUUCGGGAGGGAUGGGAGGAAUUCACCCUUGGUUACGGGCCUGGUUCUAUUAAAAUUAAAGAUGAUUUUCUGACAUUGGUUCACAAAGGUUCAAAAUUGUUCAAAAUUUUUGUGCGCCGAAUUUUAGGCGUCGAAUCGAAUCGAAACAUUCUUUUUCCUUUAAAGAUUGAGGGUAUGUGUUUUUUAAAUUAAAAAUUUUCGUCGUUUAUUUCUCUCAAAAGAAAUUUUUUUAAGUUUUCAUUUUCUUCUUACUUUUCAGGCCAUCAAUUAGAGACUUUAUUGCCAAUUAUUGCAUUUUUGGAGUGGGCAAAGGAUUUUCAUUCAGAUUGCACAGCCUCAAUACAAAUUAUGCUUUGUAGACUUUAUGGUAUUUUUGGUUGUGUUCAAAGAAUAAAAGAAAUGGAGAAACAAAUUCAAUUAAAAUUUAUUCAAAAAGACAGUUUAGCAUUUCUUCGGUUUUUCACACCUUAUCAUUUUGGGCGAUUUAAGGAGGCUAAUAUUUACUAUACAGAUUUGGGUUGGUUUUUUUUAUUUUUUUUUGAUUUUGGGAGUAGGUUAUGUUUAGUUCUUUAG
Messenger RNA from Meloidogyne enterolobii, 1135 nucleotides. NCBI's taxonomy places the organism in Eukaryota, Metazoa, Nematoda, Chromadorea, Rhabditida, Meloidogynidae. The record is from the annotation of a GenBank genome assembly.